Messenger RNA from Oreochromis aureus, 2315 nucleotides. RefSeq names its product small conductance calcium-activated potassium channel protein 2. NCBI's taxonomy places the organism in Eukaryota, Metazoa, Chordata, Actinopteri, Cichliformes, Cichlidae. Gene Ontology annotation, biological process: potassium ion transmembrane transport. Gene Ontology annotation, molecular function: calmodulin binding; small conductance calcium-activated potassium channel activity. The record is from RefSeq and is a predicted model, not a curated record. Gene Ontology annotation, cellular component: neuronal cell body; neuron projection; plasma membrane.
AUGGAAACCCCAUUACAGCUGCAGAACGAUUUCUUCCCAGAGCAGCAGCUCCAGCACUGUAAGUACCAGCACUACUGCGGACGCGAGGAUCGCCUCGGCAAGCAGCACGACCAAUGCUGCACCUGCAAUAAUUGCACCUGUGAUGCGAGAAGCCUCGUCUUUCGCGGGACGUCGCCGGCCACUGUGGGAACUUUAAGGACACCUUCGGAAACGUCUUCGAGGCAAGGCUGCCAGUACAGCGUCUGCGAAUUCACACCUUCUAGUCAUGGUAGUUCAUCCAGACAUCAUCAUCAUCAUCCUCACCAUCAGCAGCAGCAGCAGCAUUGCCGCGAUAGGCAGCGGGGCAGCCUGGGCAGCAGCCACAAAGACAGUAACUCCUACAAUGAAAUAGCCAUGAGCAGCUGCAGAUACAACGGCGGCGUAAUGCGGCCGCUGAGCAACUUGAGCUCGUCCCGCAGAAACAUACACGAGUUUGAUUCCGAGUCCCAGCCUUUGCAGCCCAUCUCCGCCGCAGAUGCGUCGGACACUUUAGUAUCCAAGCCGGAGAAUAAUUCAAGCACCCUGAUGCCUUACGCAUCGGGAGACGGAGGAGGCUGCAGCCACAGCGGGGCCAAAUCGGGUAAAAAGAAGAACCAGAACAUUGGGGAGAAGCUGGGGCACAGGAGGGCCUUGUUUGAGAAAAGGAAACGGCUCAGCGACUACGCUUUAAUCUUUGGGAUGUUUGGGAUCGUUGUUAUGGUUAUAGAGACUGAACUCUCAUGGGGAGCGUAUGGAAAGGAAUCCCUGUAUUCAUUAGCUCUAAAAUGCCUGAUAAGCCUUUCUACAAUCAUUCUCCUGGGGCUGAUUAUCAUCUACCAUGCAAAGGAGAUACAGCUAUUUAUGGUGGACAACGGAGCUGAUGACUGGAGGAUAGCCAUGACAUACGAGCGCAUCUUCUUCAUCUGCCUGGAGAUCCUGGUGUGCGCCAUACACCCCAUCCCAGGCAACUACACCUUCACCUGGACGGCACGUUUGGCCUACUCCUACGUGGCAUCCAAGACGGACGCAGAUGUGGACAUCAUCCUGUCCAUCCCCAUGUUCCUGCGGCUGUACCUCAUCGCUCGCGUCAUGCUGCUGCACAGCAAGCUCUUCACCGAUGCCUCAUCCCGCAGCAUCGGUGCACUCAACAAGAUUAACUUUAACACGCGAUUUGUGAUGAAGACUCUCAUGACCAUCUGUCCCGGCACUGUGCUGCUGGUCUUCACCAUCUCGCUAUGGAUAAUUGCUGCAUGGACAGUGAGAGCCUGCGAGAGGUACCAUGAUAACCAGGACAUAACCAGCAACUUUCUUGGAGCCAUGUGGUUGAUCUCAAUCACGUUUCUUACCAUUGGUUAUGGAGAUAUGGUCCCACAUACGUACUGUGGGAAAGGAGUCUGCCUCCUGACUGGCAUUAUGGGCGCUGGCUGCACUGCCUUGGUGGUGGCUGUGGUGGCGAAGAAACUGGAAUUAACCAAAGCUGAAAAACAUGUUCACAAUUUUAUGAUGGACACCCAGCUAACAAAAGAGUAAGUGAAAAACACAGCUAUGAACGUUCUCAGGGAGACGUGGCUCAUCUACAAGAACACUAAACUGGUGAGGAAGAUGGACCACGCCAGAGUCAGGAAGCACCAGAGAAAAUUUCUCCAAGCCAUUCAUCAAGCUCGAAAAUUGAGAAGUGUUAAAAUGGAGCAACAUAAGCUGAAUGACCAAGCAAACUCACUAGUGGACCUUGCUAAGACUCAGAACAUCAUGUAUGACAUGGUAUCAGACCUGAAUGAGAGAGGGGAGGACAUGGAGAAAAGGAUUGCCCUGCUGGAGACGAAGCUGGAGACUCUACUGAGUAACUUGCAAGCUUUGCCCGGACUCAUCAGCCAGGUCAUCAGCCAGCAGCACAGGGACUUCCUGGAGGUGCAGCUCCAGCCUUAUGACAAACACAGCCCUGAGCGCUCACAGUCAGUGUCCCGACGGAGGUCGUCCUCCACGGCACCGCCCACCUCCUCGGAGAGCAGCUAGAGUCCAGGGGGAACGCCUCCACUGGAGACUUUUGCCAUCAUAUGGCCAAGUUGCAUUUAUCGUAAAGCCUUAUGGUUUCAAUAAGUAUUAUCCAAAUUCUGAUGACAGAAUCCAAGAUACUGGGGACAAUACAUUUUAAUGGAUAACUUCAUGCUGUUAUUUAUUUUUUAUUACCUCAAAAGAUGUUGUUAUCCUUGCUCUGGUGACAUAAAAAUAAUGGCGCUUCCCUCAGUAACAACUAAAAGGCCUAUCGAUGGGGCUAUGAUAAGAACUCUUCUCCAUCU